Triticum turgidum subsp. durum (durum wheat) is the source of this 468-nucleotide messenger RNA. NCBI's taxonomy places the organism in Eukaryota, Viridiplantae, Streptophyta, Magnoliopsida, Poales, Poaceae. The record is from the annotation of a GenBank genome assembly.
AUGGAGCACGGCCAGGCGACGACUAACCACGUCGACGAGUAUGGCAACCCGGUGGCCGGACAUGGCGUCGGCACUGGCAUGGGCGCGCACAGCGGCGUCGGCACCGGCGCCGGCGCGGCUCACAAGACCGGAGGGAUCCUGCAGCGCUCCAACAGGUCUAGUAGCUCAAGCUCGUCCGAGGAUGAUGGCAUAGGCGGGAGGAGGAAGAAGGGCAUCAAGGAGAAGAUCAAGGAGAAGCUCCCCGGUGGCCACGGUGACCAGCAGCAAACCGCUGACACCUACGGGCAGCAGGGACACACCGGAAUGACCAGCAGCACUGGGGCGCAUGGCACCACGGCCAUUGGCGGCACCUACGGGCAGCAGGGACACACCGGAAUGAGCGGCAAUGAGACGCACGGCACCGACGACACCGGGGAGAAGAAGGGCAUCAUGGACAAGAUCAAGGAGAAGCUGCCCGAACAGCACUGA